Molecule: messenger RNA, 576 nt
Organism: Naegleria fowleri
Lineage: Eukaryota; Heterolobosea; Eutetramitea; Acrasida; Naegleriidae
Exons: 1
Coding region: 1-576 (191 amino acids)
Source: RefSeq, a predicted model, not a curated record
AUGAACGCCAACAUCUACCCCAAUGCUCUAUUCUAUUCACAACACCAUCAAAGCCCUUGCAGCUUUUCACAACAAAGUGAUAAUAGUCAACAAUUAGAGGACCCAUACCUUGCUUUGAUGAUCCAAAUUCAACAGCAUCAACAAAAGCAGCAAAUGUUUGCCAAAGUACCCACACACCAACACUCUCCUCAUCACAUCAUGUCGACGACGAAUUGCAACUCAUCACAACAAAACAACACAAAAAGAAUGCAACAAACUUCUCAAGCGUUUUCAAACCUCUCACGAAACGAGUUUAUUGAACUCUUUCUGGAGAGAGUGUUUAUGGUGGAGGAAUCGCCAGAAACCUCUCACCCAUUAAAUGGAAAGCAAUGUCAGCAGUUUUUAACAAUGUUGUCUCUUCCUUCCGCACAAGUGAAUACCCACCCAAAUUGUACAAAUGAUGCCACUAGUUUGUCAUCCGAUAAUUAUACUCUCAUUGAGGACAGCUUGUUGCUCGAUAACUCUAAUUUCAUGCAAAACUUCCGUGAAUGGUUGAUAUUGUCCCAACAAUUACAGUCCCUGCAAUCGUACCUCUAA